Dryobates pubescens (Downy woodpecker) is the source of this 3665-nucleotide messenger RNA. It is a transcript of the gene SHLD2, whose product is annotated as shieldin complex subunit 2. The transcript is spliced from 8 exons. Gene Ontology annotation, cellular component: site of double-strand break; nucleus. The coding region runs from base 472 to 3213 and encodes 913 amino acids. The record is from RefSeq and is a predicted model, not a curated record. Gene Ontology annotation, biological process: regulation of double-strand break repair via homologous recombination. Lineage: Eukaryota; Metazoa; Chordata; Aves; Piciformes; Picidae.
AUAGUUCUAGUAUUUUUAAUCAUUUAGUUGAAAUUUUAACUUUCUGGCAGCUGGAGUUAACCAUGUUGUGAAAUUCCUUAAAGGUAUUUAUUUUACAUGAAUUAAAAUUAAGCAGUGAAUACUGAAUUCACAUUUAACUGUUCAGUUGCCAAUAAUCAACAAAGAUAAAUCUGCCUAAUAAUUAAACACAACUUCACUGGAACUGAGCAUGUACUAUGUGUUUCCAAGUAUCAGAAUCAGAAAUUAAACCCUUCUGUAAAUUUUUCUAUGCAAGUUUGACACAAAUAGCUUUCACUUUUUGUCUUUUACAUUUAAUAGGCUUUAAGUAGUAGUGGUUUUUUACCAAUGAAACCCUUCAAUUUUAGGGUUUUAAAUAUUUUUAAUAAAAGGCCAGAUAGUUUUUGCAUUUACUAAUAUUUAGUGUACUUACUGCAUAAGCCACACUGAAGUCAAACCACACAGCAAUCAACAAUGUCAAAAAGACCUCAAAUUCAUAUUUUUCUGGGAGCACCCAGUAUUCCAGGCCCACUUGAAUCAUCAGAGGAAAGAAGCUCAGCAGCUACUGCUGAAAAAUGGAGAGAACUCCACUUCUUGUGUGAUACACGUAGACUGUUUUCUGAAAAAGUCCAAGGUGCUGACCACUUAGUGUUUCAGGCAGAAAGGUCUGUUGUCCCAGCAGCUCCUACAACUGAUAACAGAUAUCAGCAGUCUGAACAGGAGAGAUUAAUGGUGGCAAGAUGUUUGACAUCUCUUGUACCUGUGGGAGUAACUUGUACCAGCACAUGUAAAAAGACUGAAAGUUUCAUUGAUAGUCAAAUAUCUAUGGAUGGGUGCACACAAACAAAUGUAAAUCAGGGUAUGGACCAACACCUGCAGAAAUUUGCAGACUUAGCUAGACAAAAUAAACAACCACACGGCUGUCUUUCAGAUCUCAUGGAAAGAAAAGCCAGUUGUUUUGAGGCUAACAGCUCUGACAUUUCUGAUUUGGUUGCCAGUACUAAGCAGAUUAGCAUACAUUUGAGAUUUAUGGGACAAGGUGCUCAAUCAGAUCAUACAAGUGAUCAUCCUGAUCUUAGUCAACAUUUGGAUAUGUUUUUCCUCCAAAAUGAAGAGUCAAAACCAAAAAGAGAAGCUAGUGAUUGUUCAGGCUUUGCAGUGUCCGCAGAGACUGAAUUUCAUAGUAUAAUGACUUUGAGUCAGAUGGCUGUUUUGACACAGGGUCAGAAUGAUAUGCAGGAGAGAAUCCUAAAGCUAGGAGAAACAAAAGCAGGGGAAAAUCCUGAAGAAAGGCACCGUGAUUGCUUCCAAUUUGAUUCUGAUGUUGGAACAUGCUAUAAUGUGGCUGAAAACGAAUAUAAGGAAGUGUAUGCAAGCUCCCUUGAACUUUUUAGCUCUCAGUGUGAUAGGAAAAAUAUUUGUGUUGAAGCUGCAAAACAAGGAAGUGCUGAAGAAAAUACAGAGAAGGCUCAAGAAGUUCAUGUUCCUGUUGCACAAUUUGUAAAUGAAAUCCAUAUUGAACCACUGAACUCAGGAAUAUUGUGCUCUCAAGUGGACAGUUGUCGUAAGAGCUCCUCUAAAAGAGGCCUCAGUUGGGAAGAUUCCUUUCCUGUUUUUCACUCAACACUUAAAAGAAACCCACAAUCAAAGCGGGCUAAACUGAGUUCUUCUCCAGAUGGUCCUGGGAUGAAAGUGGCUCAAGGGAAGAUGACAGAGUUCAAGAAACUUCAAAAGAAACUAUCCCCACUUAAGGACUGCUGCUGCAAAAAUCAAAAGUACAAUGUUUUGGUCACAAUAGUACAUCCUUGUCAUAUAAAAGAAGUGCAGGUGAAGACUAGACCAAAAUCUUCAUGUAAAGUUCCGGUAGCAACAAUUGUAGUUAUUGACCAGUCAGGAGUUGAAAGAAAGGUGGUGUUGUGGCAUGGUGCUGCAUUUUGGUCACUCACUGUGUUCCCUGGGGAUAUUGUACUGCUUACAGAUGUAAUAAUGUAUGAGAAUAUUUGGUGUGGAGAAAUCAUGCUACAAUCUACAUUCACCAGUCAGCUACUGAAUCUUGGCAACUACUCAGCUGUCAAUCCAGAAGAAUUUUAUCCUGUAGUGAAUGGUGGUGUUCUUCGUGGCUUGUUGGCAUACAUAUUAUCAGAAUUUCCACAUUUUGGAGACCUUCCUCAAAGACAAGUUCAGAGACUGGAUGAUGUUCAGUAUGUGCAGCUAGACCAGCUCCAGCCAAAUAUGUUGAUUCACUCAAUCUUGAAAAUUGUCAGCAUAAAUAUUUUAACAGAAUCUGUGUAUAGCUACAGAGGUGGCAACCAAAGGAAAAUUACUCUAACAGUAGAACAGAAGGUUGAUCAAUGCUAUAGGAUGGUGCUGUGGGGAGCAGGGGCUGCCUGGUGCCCUCAGAUUCAAAGGAAAAAAGAUCACAUAUGGAACUUCAAAUACCUUCUGGUCCAGUGUAGUUCUGUGUCAGGUGACUUUGAACUGCACACAACUCCAUGGUCAUCCUGUGAGUGCUUAUUUGAUGAUGACAAAAGAGCAAUUGAAUUUGAAGAAAAGUUUCAGAAAAGCAAAACAUCCUGCGUGCAGGUGAUCAAGCUCUCAGCACAUUUGGAGGAAAAAUGUUCAGGGGUGUUUCAAGUGAAAGCCCAUAUCAUGGAACUGAAGUUUACUGUUUCAACUGGACAGUACAAGCAACUUUCCUUCAGUGCUGAUACUUCCCUGGAGUCUGUUUUGGCUUCUCUGACUAUGAUUACAUACUCAGGUUGUGCUAAAUGUAGUUUAGAACUACAAACAGAUGAGAAUAUGAUCUACAAGCAGUGUAUGAGAUGUUUGCCAUACAACAAAGUAAAAACAUUCUACAGACCUGCUUUGAUGACAGUAGAAGAUGGAGGAUAUGAAAUUUCUGUUCAUGUGGCAUCUGAGUUGAUGGAAAAAGUCUUUCUCAAUAUUCCUGCAGAUUGGCUCAACAGACCAGUAGUGCCCUCUUCAGAUAUAACCUACAGCGCAAUUGUAGCAGAUCUGUGUCAUUUGCUGCUAGCAGAUACUGAAGCAUCCUAUUUGUUGGAAAUAAGGAGCCAUUUUGUGCUAGAUGAAAACAGCUAUCCUUUGCAAAAAGAUUUCCAUCUGCUAAGUUUUCAUCCUGAUCUUUGGAACAUUGACUGCUGCAAUAACAGUUACAAAGACCAUAGGAACACACAGAUGGCAAACAAGAAAAGUUAAGCAGUUCAAGGAAGCAAGUACCUUGAAAAAUACCAGAAAGGAUUUUGGCUUCAAUUUAAACAAAAAACUGGUAUGGAGUAUCUGCUGAUACUAUGUACUGCUGCUGUAACAUUGAUGAAUUGUCAUAAAGUAUAUUUUAUAAAUAUAUUUUAUCUUAAUAAACUCUUCCUUUAUCUUUUUUUCUCCCCUGGAAAAGUUUGCUAGUAUUGAGACUGAAUUUUUCUUGGAUACUGUAGAUUAGAAGACAACAGCCACAGUUCAAUAAUAUAAUCCAAGAAGAGAUGGUUACUGACCUGCUGCACCACCUCAGUGGUAGGAUCUGUUCUUUAUCAAUUACCUGGAUGAAGGGAUUGAGUGCACCCUCAGUAAGUUUGCAUAUGAUGCUAAAUUGGGUGGAAGUGUUGAUCUGCUUGAAGGCUCUUCAAAGGCAUCUGGACAGACUGGAUCAAUGG